CUGUCCGGUCAGGACGGAGCCGGGUGUCCAUACUAUUCCAGCCCAGACGAGGAGUUCCCUGCUCCCAGCCAACCCCUGUUCCCGGCCGCCUCCCAGGCCGUUCCAGACAGCUGGUCGCCCCCCGGGGCAGCCGUCCUGCUGGCCGCCAUGCAUCCAGGUCCCAGAGUGACCGCUCUAAUGCCCUUCUGCUUGGUUCUGGGUCUGACCUCCGGGAAGCUGAAUGCCACCGGCCAGAGCCGAACCAGCAGAGUUCUCCGGGACAGCUCUGGAACCCUGCUCGCCCCUGUCAACUGCCAGCUCGGCUCCUGGUCUGCCUGGACUGACUGCUUCCCCUGUCAGAACCUCAAACACCGCUGGCGGAGGCUGGUGCAGCCGUCAAAGUUGGAGGGCAGGCUGUGUGCGGGGAGCCUGUGGGAGGAGGCUGCCUGCCAAACCUCCCAAGCCUGCACCCCAUCCACCUCCUGCCAACAAGACUUUCAGUGCAAGGAGACAGGUCGCUGUAUCAAACGACGUCUUGUCUGCAAUGGGGACCGAGAUUGUCGGGACGGUUCGGACGAGGAGGACUGCGAGGAAGAGCCGGAGGUCCAGUUGGCCUGCGCGGACCUCCUGCCCAUCCCCGGCGCCGAGGAGGUCACUCUGGGGUUUAACGUCCUGACCCAGGAGCCGGCCCUCCCGGUGCUGGACCCCACCUUCUUCGGGGGCCGCUGCGAGUCCGUGUACAACGGCCAGUGGAGGGAACUUCGCUACGACCCCGCCUGCGAGCGCCUGCAUUAUGGGGACGACGACAAGUACUUCCGGAAGCCCCACAACGUCCUCUUCUACCAUUUCAUGGCCCAGGCGGACUCCGGGUUCACCUCGGAAACUUACGACGACGUGAACGACCUGAUUUCGGCCCUGAAGACGGACAACUCGUGGAACACGGGGGUGACCCUGGGUGUGGGCUCCAGCAACUCCCCCUUCACCAUGGAGGUCGGGCUGGACACGGCUGGCGGCGAGAAUCUUCUGAAGAACCUCACCAAAUACCGCCAGCAGAGAGUGGAGUUCGUCAGGGUGCUGACGACGGUGCAGACGGCCCGUUUCCGGAUGCGGCGGGAUGACCUGGUGCUGGACGAGGACCUGCUGCAAGCCCUGGAGGAGCUGCCCGACCACUACGACUUCGGCCUCUACUCCCGGCUGUUCCAUCGCUUUGGCACCCACUACAUCACCUCCGGCACCGUGGGCGGCGUCUUUGACUUUAUCAUGGUCCUCAACAAAGACAAGAUGGAAAAGACAGGGCUCACUAAAAAUAGCGUCUCCUCCUGCUUCGGCGCGUCUCUCGGCCUGACCUACAAGCAAGAAGUCGACCUGAGCGGAUCGCUUCGGGGGAGUUCUUGCCAAAUAGGCGGCGAGAGGAACAUGGAGAAUGACCUGAAGGAGAUGGGUGUCGAAGACGUGAUCUCCCGGGUGCGAGGCGGGAACCUGGGCCCGGCCACGGGCCUCCUGGACCUGCGGAGCCCCAAUCUGUAUCGCGCCUGGGGCCGGUCGCUCAAGUACAGUCCCGUCCUCAUCAACUUCGAGCUGCGGCCGUUGGGCGAGGUCCUGGGGCGGGCAUCUCUGGGCUUCCCCGAGGCCCGGCGGCGGCGACUGGGGCAACACCUGGACCGGGCCCUGGAGGCCUUCCUGGCUGACUUCGCCGCCUGCCGCUGCGGACCCUGCCUCAACGAUGGCCGCCCCCUCCUCCAUGGCACCCACUGCUCCUGCCUCUGCCCUGCAGGCUUCCGGGGGGCCGCCUGCCAGAUGGCCCCCCCCUCAGGCAGCCAAACCACCGGACGCUGGAGCUGCUGGGCGCCCUGGUCACCGUGCCAGGCCGGAAGCAGGACCCGCACCCGAGCCUGCGACAACCCUGCCCCAGACAGUGGGAGGACUGGCUGCCUCGGGCCCAGCCGGCAGACCCGGCCCUGUUAGCCACGGCCGGCCUCCCCGGGAGAGUCGCGGGGGCCCAACCUUGACCCUCCCGCGGGAGCCUGCAUUAAAAACAAAGUCCACCACUGGU
This is a messenger RNA of Tachyglossus aculeatus (Australian echidna), 2032 nucleotides long. RefSeq names its product complement C8 alpha chain (gene C8A). Gene Ontology annotation, molecular function: protein binding. The record is from RefSeq and is a predicted model, not a curated record. Gene Ontology annotation, biological process: immune response. The transcript has 11 exons. NCBI's taxonomy places the organism in Eukaryota, Metazoa, Chordata, Mammalia, Monotremata, Tachyglossidae. Gene Ontology annotation, cellular component: membrane attack complex. Bases 148 to 1944 code for a protein of 598 amino acids.